This is a messenger RNA of Physcomitrium patens, 1823 nucleotides long. RefSeq lists its product as uncharacterized. Lineage: Eukaryota; Viridiplantae; Streptophyta; Bryopsida; Funariales; Funariaceae. The record is from RefSeq and is a predicted model, not a curated record.
GUGGGGGUGUGGUGGCUGCUGGAGCCUGGAACAUGACCCCGGGAGUGCUGAGAGUAACGUGAUUUGAGAUCACCGGGGCAGUACUGUCUUUGUGUGAUGCUGGUGAAAAAGCUGGAGAAGAUUAUUGGGGUCGAGUAACUUAGCUACUGAUGGGAUUUGUAUGAUGCUGAUGAUGGUAGUCAGGCUCCGGCGGCUUGGCAUAGCAAAGCCUUAAGGGCGUGGUGGGAGUAGGCUAACUGGAUUUCAGAGAUGGUUGUCAGAGCGGGAAAAAUGGGACUGGCAGGGAGGAAUUAGGGCAGCUCUGAGGGAGGAGUUAGUAAGGCGAGAAAAGAGAAAAAGGAAAGGGAAAGGGAUAUGGAAAUAUCAAAAUUGUGGCUGUGAUGGCCGGCAUGUUUGGGGUUGGCAGAGGAUGUUAAUGAGUGGCUGGCCAUUAACUGCAAUAUACUUGACCCGGGGAUUACAUGGCAGUUCAAGAGUCGUAGAGUCUAGGCAGAUGCUAGUGUAGGGCCGAGGAUCGGCAUGAGUUUAUAUGUAAGGGGCACAAUUGGUGAUCAGAGGCGUGUCAUCCUCGGUUGGGUACUACUUCUAGUCCCAAGUUUGCAGUGGCGAGAGUAGAGAGCUGCGAUUGCGCAGCCCCUUUGAGUGCCGUUCUUCAUCAGAUCCACCUCUCUGAAGAAAGCCUGCCUGCUGGUCUAGAUGCAUCUGCAUGAGUGACUAUCUCGUUAGUGUCUGCGUGCUGCAAAUCUUACGACAUCCAGUUCUGUCGAGGAUUUUAAUCGUAUCACUCCUCCCGUGCAUUAGAAGACCCAACGAUUGCCUCUUCGAUCGGCUGCUCCAUCAUUGUCUCUCAAACUCAGUUUGGAAAUCACUCGCACUUAUAGUAAGGUUCUCUAACGAGAUAGUUUGUCUUGAACGUGGUCAAUUGAUGUGAAGAGAGCAUACAGCAUGGAAUGCAUUCCACGCUGUGCAAACGGGUGCUGCUCCCAACUUUUAUGUGCCUCGCUUGUUGCAUGUCGUCAUGAUGUCUCAGCACUUCCCCUGAAGUGGGUCGGCUGUUUAAGUAGACGAUGUCUUCUCAUGGAAGCUACUCGAGCAGCAACAUUAAGGAUGAUUACGGGCAAGGCGGGCAUCGGCCGCAGUAUUCCGGAGCAUUCAAUGAAUCACAACCGGCCCAAGACGGAAUGACCACCCAACCCUCCGUAGGCCGGUUCACGGAGAAAGAAAGAGCCAAUUCCAUGUUCGUCCGCAAACCAGCCACCCCUGCAUUGGCGCCCGCCAGCCAGAGCGGUAUGAGCGGAUCAGGGUCCAAUAACUCCAGUGGCAUUGUAAAUCUAAGAGGAGCUCCACUUCCUGAAGGAAAGAUGAAGAAGAAUACUACAAAGGGGAAGAAUUGAUAAGGAUAUGUCCUAGUGCUCAAUCCAUUGGUUCUGAUCAGCAUCACGUGGUUGACUUCCAGCAUAUCUCUUGCCUGGUGGCUGGGGCUUUGGGUUUCGUUCCAGCAAGAGGGAGGAACAUGAUUCAUUGCGUGGCAUGAUAUGUCGAAGUUCCGAAGAGAUUAAUUAAGUUGAAUAAUUUACACGAUGCAUUAAAUUAGUUAUGGGGAGUUUUUUGUACACAAAUACCAGCGUACGAGCAAACGAGUAUUAGUAAAAGCUGGCUUAAUGUCUUCCGUUUCUCUGUGCAGUUGUGAACAUGAGCUUAGUUUGUGAUGGUAUGCUUAGUUUGUGAUGGUGCCAACCAAGACUGGAACUCUCCUCUUUUCAUCUAUUUAAGUGUAAAAUUUAAGGAAAUACAACUACAUCAAUAUUGAUCUAUAUUUGAAA